Molecule: messenger RNA, 1125 nt
Organism: Paecilomyces variotii
Lineage: Eukaryota; Fungi; Ascomycota; Eurotiomycetes; Eurotiales; Thermoascaceae
Product: putative oxidoreductase
Exons: 6
Coding region: 1-1125 (374 amino acids)
Source: RefSeq, a predicted model, not a curated record
AUGGCAGAAACAGCCGCAGUGACAGCUCCCAUCCAGCUGCCUAUUAUCAAUAUCGCCAAUCCCGAUGAUCACGCCGUGGGAAAGGCAAUGAUUAGCGCAGCUGCCAAAUAUGGUUUCUUCUACGUCGACACCAAGGGCAGUGAUUUUUCACCGGCGGAUAUUGAGCAUAUGUUUGAAUUGUCCAAGAAAUUCUUCGCCUCUCCGCCGGAGGAGAAAGAGGCAGUCAAGAUCACUCCGAAUAACCGCGGCUGGUCCGGAAUGCAUACUGAGACCCUGGACCCCGAACAUCAACGAACUGGCGAUUUCAAAGAGGCAAUGAACUUCGGAGAGUUCAAAGAUGGAAAAGCCCAACAACCAAUCCCUUCCUCCCUUGUCCCGCAUGAGACAGAGCUCUGUCACUUCGCCGAAUUAUGCAAUAAGACAUGCUCUCGCAUAUUGAAGCUAAUGGCUCUAGGACUAGAGAUCCCAUCAGACUUCUUCACUUCCCGCCAUGACCCCUCUAAGGGUCCAACUGGCUCUAUCCUCCGUCUGCUCUACUACCCUUCCAUUUUCUCCCCUGCGUCUUCAACCUAUAAGCAUGACGUGGACGUUCGCGCAGGGGCGCAUUCCGAUUAUGGUAGUAUCACCCUCUUGUUCCAGAGACCCGGCCAGCCGGGUUUGGAGAUCCUCACUCCGGAAGGAACUUGGGCUCCUGUGCCUGUUCAGCCUGGUGAAGCUACGCUCACAGCUGCAAGUUCGUCAUCUACAUCGACUGUGCCUCCGAUAUUGAUUAAUAUCGGCGAUCUCCUCAGUUACUGGACCGAUGGCCUCCUUAGGUCCACUGUGCAUAGAGUCGUGUUUCCUUUGGCGGAGCAACGGGCCCCGAAUCCUCAGGACCGAUACAGUAUGGCGUUUUUCUGCCAUCCUGUGAAUGAGACGGAGUUGGUUCCUGUGCCGAGUGAGAUCGUGGCUGCUCAUAGGGAGAGAGUGAAGGAGAGUCAGAGUCAGGGCGGGAGCCAGAAAGUCGGGUUCGGUGGUGGAGCGGGAGAUCUGGAACCGGGCAAGAGGGCCUUGACGGCGGUGGAACACUUGGCUUCAAGAUUGGCGGCGACGUAUGGGUUUAAGAAGGAAGAAUAUUCCGCGUGA